Molecule: messenger RNA, 423 nt
Organism: Clonostachys solani
Lineage: Eukaryota; Fungi; Ascomycota; Sordariomycetes; Hypocreales; Bionectriaceae
Source: the annotation of a GenBank genome assembly
AUGGGCCACGGACCAGCGCCAUUCGGCCCCCCUCCACCUCCCCAUGGUCACGGCCAUGGCCACGGACAUCAUCCCCACGGGCCACCACCGCCGCCUCCACCUCACGCGGCACACGGCCAGCACGCACAAGGCCAGGCCGUGCCCAUCCUAGCCAUCAUCUUCGGCUCCAUCGUCCUCAUCGUCCUCAUCAUCAACGUCUUCAAGUUCGCCCGGUUCUACCUCGAGCACCACGCCACGCACAGCCAGGACGAACAGGACAAGGCGAAAGCCAAGCCCUGCAACGGCAACUGCCAGUGCCAGGGCCUGGGCCCCAGCCCCAAGCAGCGGCCGGGCGUCGACCCUCCGCCCUACUCGAACAACAACGAGCUCGAGGAGCGGAGGAGGCUCAUGGACGAGGACGACGGGACCAACUAUGUCCCUUGA